Messenger RNA from Linum tenue, 2154 nucleotides. Lineage: Eukaryota; Viridiplantae; Streptophyta; Magnoliopsida; Malpighiales; Linaceae. The record is from the annotation of a GenBank genome assembly.
AGUGAAGGUAUUUUAUAACAUAAUCCAGUGAUCAAUUAGCAAUUUAUGCGACUGACACGCGGAUCGUGAAGCCUCCCCUAGUCCUGGAAUCAGGUCUGUUCUCUUAACGAAUACUACUUUACUGGAAUGCGCCGGCGUCAGUUGGAGGCCGGGCAGAGACGAACUGAAGCCUAUUAUUCCCUUUCUGGCUUGUCAUCAAACCAAACAGACCUCCAGCUCCAUCACAAACAGAAACAAACGCUAGCGCAGACACCUCCAUUCUCCAACCAAUCUAUAGCGUAAUACAAAGAAAAGAAAGCAUCAUCUCAAUUCAAUUGCUUCUCAUCAAACCAAACAAAUGGGAUUCAGAUUUCGCAGUCUCAAUCCUGUCUUCAGAUCAUACCUUCAUCGCAAUGCUCUUCGCCCUUCAGCCUCUACCACUUUUCUGAAUCGCCCUUCCUCCGUUUGUUUACUCCCCGACCCUCCCCAGUCCAAAAUCCCGAUUCGCUGGCAUUUGGGCCACUCUCACUCCGACGCUCACCACCACCACGUCGGUCAUACUUCCGAUGCCUCCGCCGCCGGCCAGGAGGGUGAUAAAAUAUUCCGCCUCGGCUUGGCCGCUGAUAUUGGGUUGUCCCUCGGGAAGGCCUUUACUGGAUACCUCACCGGGAGUACCGCUAUCAUUGCCGAUGCCGCUCAUUCUAUCUCUGACGUGGUUCUUAGUGGAGUUGCCUUGUGGUCAUUCAGGGCUGGGAUGGCUCCUAGAGACAGAGAACAUCCUUAUGGACACGGUAAAUUUGAAAGCCUUGGUGCCCUUGGAAUUUCUUCCAUGCUUCUGGUCACUGCGGGUGGCAUUGCUUGGCAUGCUUUUGAUGUACUUCAUGUUUUGGUGUCUGCUGCUCCUGUUGCGAUAGACCAUUCAUCUACCAUUGAAGGUCUGCAUAACAAUGCCCAUGGCGGGCAUCAUCAUGGGAUUGACAUGGAGCACCCAUUCCUUGCAUUGAGUAUGGCAGCUGUGUCCAUAUCAGUUAAAGAAGGACUGUACUGGAGAACAAAAAGAAUUGGGGAGAAAUUGGGCAGUGGACUCAUGAAAGCAAAUGCAUGGCAUCAUCGUGCAGAUGCCAUUUCCUCAGUUGUUGCUCUCAUCGGGGUUGGAGGAACCCUCCUUGGAAUUAAGUUCCUGGACCCCGUUGCUGGUCUGUUUGUCUCUGGCAUGAUACUGAAAGCUGGAUUACAGACUGGAUAUCAGAGCAUCUUGGAACUGGUGGAUGCUGCACUUCCUGCAGAACAUUUGGAACACACGAGACGAACGAUCCUACAAGUUCCAGGUGUUACAAUUCUGGCUAUGGGGAGUCUCACAUUGGCUAGAGAAUUGGGUAUUACUUUUGUGGUCUUUUACCUGCUGGGUAUAUUAAGUAUAAUCCUCGACUUCUUGCAGGGAUGUCAUCGAUUGCGGGGAAGAAGGGCUGGUUCGUAUCUGUUUUUAGAUGUUCAUAUAGAGGUUGAUCCUUUUUGUAGUGUUAGUGCUGCUCACGGGAUUGGUGAAAGUGUCCGCAAGGAAAUCCACACCUCCCAUCCUGAGAUAGCUGAGGUUUUCAUCCAUAUAGACCCUGCUUUUCUGGAGUCGCCACCCAAAAUGCAGAAAGGUCAAAGUACAUAUCUGGAGGACAAAGACGUUGAAGCUAUCAUAAACAGUAUUUUGUUAUCGAAGUUUAACGAGAACAUGAAGGUUGAACGGGUGACACGUCAUCUAAUCAAUGGCAAGAUUUUGCUUGAGAUUGAAGUUGAUAUGCCUGCCAAUAUCUUAAUCAGGGAUGCAAAGGUAGUAGCAGAAGAAGCAGAGAGAGAGAUCUUAAAGGAAACCUCGGAUGUCAGUCGAGUAUCCAUGCAGUUAAGACUGGGUACCCCAAUGCCCAAAUUCACAACCGGGAAAGUGAAUGCCAUAUAUCGAGGGGCAUAGAACUUCCAUUCGCCACCCAUUAUUACCACUUACUUUUUUAAACUGUGAAGCCCUGAAAUCUUUAUCUUGUUAACCCAAACUGUAGCUUGAAUGCGCUGCAGCUUGGCCAAUAAAUUUACAUUUGAACUUGAGCAACAAGUACAUGUGAUGCUUGGAGUUGUACAGGACACUUUUUCGGACGAUAAUAAAUGUUUGAAGCAACGGUUCUGUUCCAA